UUUCGUAAAACAUACAAAUGUGUAAAUAGAUUAAAGAUGGAACAAAAUAAUACGUGACGGAACGGAACGGAGUGAAACGAGACGAGACAGAAAAUUACUUGUAAAUAUGGCAGAACGGAACGAAAUGGAAUGAAACGAUUUAGUGAUUCAAGAUGGUACUGGAAAGUACAAUGAUAUGUGUCGACAACAGCGAUUAUAUGAGAAAUGGAGAUUUUUUACCAACACGACUGCAAGCACAACAGGAUGCUGUUAAUUUAGUUUGUCACUCAAAAACUCGCUCGAAUCCUGAAAACAAUGUUGGCUUGAUAACGCUAGCUAAUGUUGAAGUGUUAGCUACGCUUACUAGUGAUGUGGGUAGAAUUUUAUCAAAACUUCAUCAAGUCCAACCAAAUGGUAAUUUAAGUUUAAUAACAGGAAUACGAAUUGCACAUUUGGCAUUGAAACAUCGUCAAGGCAAAAAUCACAAAAUGCGUAUUGUUGCCUUCAUUGGUAGUCCCAUAGAAAUUGAUGAGAAAGAACUUGUGAAAUUAGCGAAAAGAUUAAAAAAAGAAAAAGUUAAUGUGGAUGUGAUUAGUUUUGGUGAAGAAAGCAUUAAUAAUGAAGUGCUGACAGCCUUUAUCAAUGCUCUUAAUGGAAAGGAUGGAACAGGCAGCCAUUUGGUCACAGUUCCACCUGGACCACAUUUGUCUGAUGCAUUGAUUUCUUCUCCUAUAAUUCAAGGAGAAGAUGGAAUGGGUGGCACAGGUAUGGGAGGAUCUGCUUAUGAAUUUGGUGUUGAUCCAAAUGAAGAUCCAGAAUUGGCAUUGGCAUUACGUGUAUCAAUGGAAGAACAACGGCAGCGUCAAGAGGAUGAAGCGCGACGUGCACAAACUAAUGAAGCAGCUACGAAUGAACCAUCGGAGACAAUUAGAGAAGUACAUAACGAAGAGGCAAUGUUAAAGCGUGCUCUUGCUAUGUCACUUGAGGGUGCGGAAACUUCGUCUUCAACUGCUGACAAUACUACUCCUGCUAAUAUAAAUGCACCAGAUUUUGCACGUAUGACCGAGGAGGAACAAAUUGCUUUUGCUAUGCAAAUGUCUAUGCAAGAUCAACAAGAACUUGAAUCUCUGAAAGAAGAAGCAAUGGAAGUCGAAGAGGAUUAUGCCGCUGUUAUGUCUGAUCCAGCAUUUCUGCAAUCAGUUUUGGAAAAUUUACCGGGUGUUGAUCCUCAUUCGGAAGCCGUCCGUCAAGCUGUUGGAUCUCUUCAACAAAACAAGGAUAAAGACAAAGAGAAGGAGAAAGAGAAAGAGAAAGAGAAAGAUAAAGAAAAGGACAAGGAUAAAAAAUAAAAUUAUGCUCAUUAAAUAUUAAACCCUUUAUAUUAAUCACUGUACGAAUGUGAAUAUCUAUAUACCAAAUAUAAGUUUCGGAUUUUCCAAAACUUUA
Frieseomelitta varia is the source of this 1425-nucleotide messenger RNA. RefSeq names its product 26S proteasome non-ATPase regulatory subunit 4 (gene Rpn10). Lineage: Eukaryota; Metazoa; Arthropoda; Insecta; Hymenoptera; Apidae. The transcript has 6 exons. The coding region runs from base 153 to 1328 and encodes 391 amino acids. Gene Ontology annotation, molecular function: polyubiquitin modification-dependent protein binding. Gene Ontology annotation, cellular component: cytosol; nucleus; proteasome regulatory particle, base subcomplex. Gene Ontology annotation, biological process: proteasome-mediated ubiquitin-dependent protein catabolic process. The record is from RefSeq and is a predicted model, not a curated record.